Messenger RNA from Coregonus sp. 'balchen', 1253 nucleotides. The record is from the annotation of a GenBank genome assembly. NCBI's taxonomy places the organism in Eukaryota, Metazoa, Chordata, Actinopteri, Salmoniformes, Salmonidae.
GCAGCCAGAGCUUUUGGAGAUUACCUGUCUCACACACACCCUGAGAACCGUGCCGGCUCAGGUAGGUAACCUCUUCACCUGUGCCCAGCCUCAUUUGGUAGCCUACAUCCCAACCUCAUCUAGUACAUUACAUAGCUUUCCUUAUCACAUGGCUUCACAUUUCCUAUAACUUUCCACAUCACACGGCCUUCCUCUCAUCCCACUGUAUAGCAGUUAGAAUGCUCUGAAAACUUGAUAUCUGGCAUAUUUUACUGUGAGAGGGUGUAUCUUCCCGAGGCCCAGGACCAAGUAAGAAUGCCAAACCCCUUUUAUCCUCCAACUCAUCCUCUCAAAAUCCCUCCUAAUUCUCCUCCCCUCACUCAUUCCCCUUCUCCGUCAUCCAUCCCUUCACAUCUCUUUCCCCCUCUCAUCUCCCAAAAGCUUUGUUGGCUCCCUGAUGUUUGCUCAAAUGUUGCCAAGGCCUUGAGAGCACAAGACGAACAGCUCAUCUCUUUGUACCCCCCCCCCCCCCCCCCCCUCUCUCUCUCUCUCCAGAUCACCUGCUGUCUGAUACCUUUAUCGGCCAAGACACAGACUCCCCUGACAUCAGUCGUCUCCACAACAACCUGCACCCUCAGAACCAGGCACACAGUCUCCAGCCCCAGCCCAGCACCCUGCAGCCAGGCACUCUGCAGCCCACAGGCACCUCCAAGAGCAGGCUCUCAGCAGGGCUCUUAGCGGAGCACAGUUUCUCCUCUGAGGAGCAGCAGCCGCCUCCCAGGUCUGCGGAGGGAAGCCUGACCGGCCUGAAGCCAGCUGCCCAGCGGGUCUACACCAUCACCAGGGAGGGAGGCAUGCUAGGGGGCCGAGGCAGUGAGGAGAGCCUGGAGCUGGAGGUGCUGAAGCAGCCCCUGUCCCCUCCUCCCUCCGCCAACCAGCCCUCGUUCACCAAUCAACAACCACCAGGCAGCAAACACCACCGUGGCGAUGGCAACCAUCACCGUGGCAACCAUAACCAUGGCCCACAGAACCACAGGUCCCAGCCCCUGCAGAGCUCGGGGAGCGCCCAUAACAUCCGGGACUGGGGGGUGCGGAGAGGGGGCUCGCGGGAGGACUGCACCCCAGAGUGUGUGACCUGCAUCAGGGCCCCGUGUCAGAGCCAGCGCUCCCUGGAUCUGGAGACGUCCCCGCGAGACGGCGGCAAACCGAGGAAGAAGCUGGAGAGGAUGUACAGCGAGGACAGAGACAGAGACAGACAAGGCUCUGCUGAGGAG